Molecule: messenger RNA, 1275 nt
Organism: Sabethes cyaneus
Lineage: Eukaryota; Metazoa; Arthropoda; Insecta; Diptera; Culicidae
Gene: p24-1
Product: transmembrane emp24 domain-containing protein 7
Exons: 4
Coding region: 227-883 (218 amino acids)
Biological process (GO): Golgi organization; intracellular protein transport; endoplasmic reticulum to Golgi vesicle-mediated transport
Cellular component (GO): endoplasmic reticulum; endoplasmic reticulum-Golgi intermediate compartment; Golgi apparatus
Source: RefSeq, a predicted model, not a curated record
GUUGCGGGGUUGCUGCUUCUUGCUUCUUCUUUUUCCUUUUCGAUCAAAAUCGCCCGAAGAGAAUUUUUCUCUGAACUGACAAUAAAUAAUUUAAUGGAUUAAAAUAUGAUCGCAAUUCGCUAACUAGAAGGCUAGAAGCUUUUGUAAAACGUGCAAUAACAGAUAUAAAUAUUUAUAUACAACUUCGAGCGAAUAGAAACUGGGCUGAGUUGUAAUUUUAAACAAUAUGAAGUUGUAUCGUCGGACACUGUUGGCUGGUGUAGUUUUGCUGGCAGUGCUUGGUCAUCGGAAUAUUGUCUACUGCGUUGAGUUGACUUUUGAGCUUCCCGAUAAUGCUCGAGAAUGUUUUUUUGAAGAAAUAAAAAAGAAUCAAACAGCCACGUUGGAGUUUCAGGUUGUAACGGGUGGGCAAUAUGAUGUGGAUGUGUCGCUGGAAAGUCCAACUAAGGAGAUUUUAUACAGACAGAUUAAAACACAAUUCGAUUCACAUCAAUUUACAGCACAGGUAACCGGUAUCUAUGUUGCUUGUUUUAGCAACGAGUUCUCUACUUUCUCGCAUAAGCUAAUCUAUAUGGAUUUCCAAGUUGGCGAUGAACAACCAUUGCCCGGUAUUGAUGAACACACAACUGUGCUGACGCAACUCGAAACAUCAUCUCAGGAAAUUCACAAAAGUCUAAAUGCAAUUCUGGACUAUCAGACACACCAUCGGUUACGUGAAGCGCAGGGGAGAAAACGAGCCGAAGAUCUGAAUGAACGCGUGCUUUGGUGGUCCCUAACGGAAUCAGUGGCUAUUUUGCUAAUCGCCAUUGGACAAGUCAUUGUUUUAAGAAACUUUUUCUCCGAGAAGAAACCGAGCCAAAUGAACUAUCAACAGUUUAAGUAGAGAAUGAGUAGUAACUCUGCGGGACCUGGCUAGUUUUCACCACGUUUGAAGCGAUUAAUUCAUACAAUCGAACAGAGCUCCCAUGCUAUUUGUGCUUCGAUUUUUCUUAUUUGAUUGUACUGUCUCAGCCACGUAAAAUUUGAUUUAUAAAAUUUAUCUAUGGAUUGGAAGUAAAUCACUACAGAUAAACAGCGCAAUAUUGUAGAUAAGAAUUAGAUCUAUGUGUCCUAUAGUCAACUUCUCCAAAUUUUGCAUGGCUGAAACAGCAAAAACCAUUACUUAUAAUUACAAAGAGCAUGAUUGUCGUCUUAUCAUGUUAAUCUGUCUUCAGAUAGUGUGAUUAAGAAAAUAAAGUCACCGUACACCUUUAACAAUAUAAUAAACAUUUUCGG